AUGUGGGUCAGGACGACACUGACGAUUGAAAGAUGGACUAGGGAAAGACCUGGGCGCAAGACCAACAUCUGGAAUGAGAGCAGGAGCGGGGAUAUAAACAGGUUGCCCAGCUGGGGGAGAGGACAUCUGCUGGCUGGCGUGGCAUCCAGCACCGACACAUCUACUUUCUCCUCUGAAGGUGACUUCAAGGAGACUGACGGGUGCUGCUGGAAACACAAGCAGUGUGCUGGGCAUAUCACCCACCCCUUCAACUCUGACUAUACCCACCACAAGCUGCACCUGCAUGCUGUCAGCUACUGUGACUGUGACUCUAGGGUGAAGGAAUCCUCAGAAAAGGCAAACAGCAGCAGCUCCCGAGAUGUGGGCCCAACCUGUUCCUGGGACGUGAGCCCAGCCUGCUUCAAGAUCAUCCCGACUCCUUGCUAUGAGUUCAUCCCAGAGGACGAGUGUGUGGAACGGUUUUGGUAUGGCUGGUGCAAAAGCUACAACAGGCCUGUCUCGGUGGCAGUGAUCCACCAUCCCAUCCACCAUGAAUUUGUGGACGAUGACCUUAAUGAAGAAGAGGAAGAAAGCAAGCCUCCCAUCCCGACCCAAGUGGGGCCCAUCACCCAGCCCCCAGACAUAAGCACUGGCACGGCCACUGGCAGCCCUGACUCAGCAGUUCCCAUCACCAUCUGGCGUUCCGAGAGCCCCACAGGGAAAAGUCAGGGCAGCAAGGUGAUCAAGAAGGUAAAGAAAAAGGACAAAGAGAAAGAUGAGGACUCAUCAGACAAGGAGAAGGCUAAGCUGAAGAAAAAAGUCAAGAAGGGCAAAGUGACUAAGAAGAAAAGUCCGAUGAAAUCACCUUCACCUCCAGACGUGGGCCGAUCAGUAAGCCCGAGAGAGCUGGCCAGGAUGUCAGAGUCCAGCCCAGAGAGUCGAGAAGACCUGGAGAGUGAGGACAGCUACAAAGACCUCAGAGAAGAGGGACCCUCCAGUGAGGAUAUUGUGGAAUCUUUAUCACCCAGGAAGAAGAAGAACACGAGCCAAAACAAGAAGUCCAAGGGGAAGGCCCCCUCCAAAGGCAGGAAGGUAAACAAGAGGAAAUCUCCCUCAACAUCAAACCCCAAUCUCAGUUGA
Messenger RNA from Orycteropus afer afer, 1119 nucleotides. It is a transcript of the gene PROCA1, whose product is annotated as protein interacting with cyclin A1. Gene Ontology annotation, biological process: phospholipid metabolic process; arachidonate secretion. Gene Ontology annotation, molecular function: A2-type glycerophospholipase activity. Lineage: Eukaryota; Metazoa; Chordata; Mammalia; Tubulidentata; Orycteropodidae. The record is from RefSeq and is a predicted model, not a curated record.